AUGGACUCGUCAGGGACUCGUCAGGGACUCGUCAGGGACUCGUAUGGACUCGUCAGGGACUCGUAUGGACUCGUCAGGGACUCGUAUGGACUCGUCAGGGACUCGUAUGGACUCGUCAGGGACUCGUAUGGACUCGUCAGGGACUCGUCAGGGACUCGUAUGGACUCGUCAGGGACUCGUCAGGGACUCGUAUGGACUCGUCAGGGACUCGUCAGGGACUCCUAUGGACUCGUCAGGGACUCGUAUGGACUCGUCAGGGACUCGUCAGGGACUCGUAUGGACUCGUCAGGGACUCGUCAGGGACUCGUAUGGACUCCUAUGGACUCGUCAGGGACUCGUAUGGACUCGUCAGGGACUCGUAUGGACUCAUCAGGGACUCGUAUGGACUCGUCAGGGACUCGUAUGGACUCGUCAGGGACUCGUAUGGACUCGUCAGGGACUCGUAUGGACUCGUCAGGGACUCGUCAGGGACUCCUAUGGACUCGUCAGGGACUCGUCAGGGACUCCUAUGGACUCGUCAGGGACUCGUAUGGACUCGUCAGGGACUCGUAUGGACUCGUCAGGGACUCGUAUGGACUCAUCAGGGACUCGGACUCGUAUGGACUCAUCAGGGACUCGUAUGGACUCGUCAGGGACUCGUCAGGGACUCGUAUGGACUCGUCAGGGACUCCUAUGGACUCGUCAGGGACUCGUCAGGGACUCGUCAGGGACUCGUCAGGGACUCGUAUGGACUCGUCAGGGACUCGUAUGGACUCGUCAGGGACUCGUAUGGACUUGUAUGGACUCGUCAGGGACUCGUCAGGGACUCCUAUGGACUCGUCAGGGACUCCUAUGGACUCGUCAGGGACUCGUCAGGGACCCGUCAGGGACUCGUCAGGGACUCGGACUCGUAUGGACUCGUCAGGGACUCGUCAGGGACUCGUCAGGGACUCGUAUGGACUCGUCAGGGACUCGUAUGGACUCGUCAGGGACUCGUAUGGACUCGUCAGGGACUCGUAUGGACUCGUCAGGGACUCGUAUGGACUCGUCAGGGACUCGUAUGGACUCGUCAGGGACUCGUCAGGGACUCGUAUGGACUCGUCAGGGACUCGUCAGGGACUCGUAUGGACUCGUCAGGGACUCGUCAGGGACUCCUAUGGACUCGUCAGGGACUCGUAUGGACUCGUCAGGGACUCGUCAGGGACUCGUAUGGACUCGUCAGGGACUCGUCAGGGACUCAUAUGGACUCCUAUGGACUCGUCAGGGACUCGUAUGGACUCGUCAGGGACUCGUAUGGACUCAUCAGGGACUCGUAUGGACUCGUCAGGGACUCGUAUGGACUCGUCAGGGACUCGUAUGGACUCGUCAGGGACUCGUAUGGACUCGUCAGGGACUCGUCAGGGACUCCUAUGGACUCGUCAGGGACUCGUCAGGGACUCCUAUGGACUCGUCAGGGACUCGUAUGGACUCGUCAGGGACUCGUAUGGACUCGUCAGGGACUCGUAUGGACUCGUCAGGGACUCAUCAGGGACUCGUCAGGGACUCAUCAGGGACUCGUCAGGGACUCGUAUGGACUCGUCAGGGACUGGUAUGGACUCGUCAGGGACUGGUAUGGACUCGUCAGGGACUCGUAUGGACUCGUCAGGGACUCGUAUGGACUCGUCAGGGACUCGGACUCUUCAGGGACUCGUCAGGGACUCGUAUGGACUCGUCAGGGACUCGUAUGGACUCGUCAGGGACUCGUCAGGGACUCGUCAGGGACUCGUCAGGGACUCGUAUGGACUCGUCAGGGACUCGUAUGGACUCGUCAGGGACUCGUAUGGACUCGUCAGGGACUCGUAUGGACUCGUCAGGGACUCGUAUGGACUUGUCAGGGACUCUUUAGGGACUCGUCAGGGACUCGUAUGGACUCGUCAGGGACUGGGACUCGUCAGGGACUCGUAUGGACUCGUCAGGGACUCCUAUGGACUCGUCAGGGACUCGUAUGGACUCAUCAGGGACUCAUCAGGGACUCGUAUGGACUUGUCAGGGACUCGUCAGGGACUCGUCAGGGACUCGGACUCGUAUGGACUCGUCAGGGACUCCUAUGGACUCGUCAGGGACUCGUAUGGACUCGUCAGGGACUCCUAUGGACUCGUCAGGGACUCGUAUGGACUCGUCAGGGACUCCUAUGGACUCGUCAGGGACUCUCAUUCUGAUGGGACCCUGACUAUGUGGGGCGUGCGGUCUCCGGUGAAGCCUCUGCAGAUCAUCACUCCACAUGGGAAACAGACCAAAGACGGAAAGAAACAGGAGCUUUGUCGACCAAUCCUGAAAGUGGAAUACAAGAGCUCCAGGGCGGGGUGA
Messenger RNA from Knipowitschia caucasica, 2325 nucleotides. NCBI's taxonomy places the organism in Eukaryota, Metazoa, Chordata, Actinopteri, Gobiiformes, Gobiidae. The record is from the annotation of a GenBank genome assembly.